AAUUUAUAGAAAAUUUCAGUACCUUUUAAAUCCUCGUCAAGUUUAUAGUCUUUCUGGAAAUGGACCAAUGCCAGGGUUAAAUUUUUUCCGAGAUGUUGCUGAGUUCAGAGUACUAGCAUGUGGUGGAGAUGGAACAGUAGGCUGGAUUUUGGAUUGCAUAGAGAAAGCGAACUUGAUUAAGCAUCCUCCAGUUGCUAUACUGCCUCUUGGGACCGGCAAUGAUUUAGCAAGGUGUCUGAGAUGGGGAGGAGGUUAUGAAGGUGAGAAUUUGAUGAAGAUCUUAAAAGACAUUGAGAAUAGCUCAGAGAUUUUACUGGACAGGUGGAAAUUCGAAGUAAUACCCAAUGAUAAAGAUGAGAAAGGAGACCCAGUGCCUUACAACAUCAUCAAUAACUACUUUUCUAUUGGCGUGGAUGCUUCAAUUGCCCACAGAUUCCACAUCAUGAGAGAAAAACAUCCAGAGAAGUUCAACAGUAGAAUGAAGAACAAAUUUUGGUAUUUUGAAUUUGGCACUUCGGAAACUUUCUCAGCCACCUGUAAGAAGCUGCAUGAAUCUGUAGAAAUAGAAUGUGAUGGAAUUCAGCUGGACUUAAUCAAUAUAUCUCUGGAAGGAAUUGCCAUUCUGAACAUCCCAAGCAUGCAUGGUGGAUCGAAUCUCUGGGGAGAGACAAAGAAAAGACGUAGCCACCGUCGGACAGAAAAGAAGAGGUCAGAUAAAAGAACCACUGUUACAGAUGCCAAGGAAUUGAAGUUUGCAUGCCAAGAUCUGAGUGACCAGCUUAUGGAAGUGGUUGGUCUGGAAGGAGCCAUGGAGAUGGGACAGAUAUACACUGGUCUGAAAAGUGCUGGAAGACGUCUUGCCCAGUGCUCGUCUGUUGUCAUCAGAACCAGCAAGUCUCUGCCUAUGCAGAUAGAUGGGGAACCUUGGAUGCAAACUCCUUGCACGAUAAAAAUUACUCACAAGAACCAAGCCCCCAUGUUGAUGGGACCUCCUCCAAAAACCGGUCUUUUCUCUUCUAUCAUCAAAAGAACAAGGAACCACAGCAAGGAAUAAGCCUAUGUAGUUUAGUUUUCAGAAAAACAAUUAGCUUUGUUGGGCUUUGGAAUAUUUAUGCUGGAAAUCUUUCAAGAAUUUUAGAACAUCUUCUACUUGCAAAAUCUUGGAUUUUGGUUUAACUGUUUCUGUAACUGAGCUAAUGUAAAACUAUGCUACUAGAAAAGAUGUUGUCACAGUUUUGUAGGCAUUUUGCAUGAUGAAAGCAGAUGUUUACAUAAAGUGAUGCAUAUUUUUUGUUGCAUGCAUUACCAUUUACUAAUCUAUGGGCUAAUUCUACCAUGGAAUAUGGGAAAAGAAUGUCAUGGGUAAUUUGAUUUUCUCUCUUUUCCAUUUCAACUUUUUCUACUACAAUGAUCACAUGCCAUAGGUUCAAUAGUAUCUCUUGAAUCAAAGAUCUUCACAUGAAUAGCCAAUUUGACCUGUUUCAGAGUAAAGUUUACUACAGGUCUCAUUAACCUGUAUUUUUAGUUUACCGUUUCUUUCUACCCUGAGAAUAUUUUUAUUCAACUGAGUAUUGAAAUCUCGGAUCUUAUUCUGAUAACUCCUAUGUAUAUGAGUAACUGUACCUGCAGAAAAGAAUUAACAAUAUGUACAGUAUUCAAAUUAUCAUGAUUAUUCUUGUGUAAUUUUUUUGUUAAGAUUGGAAGCCAAUGCAAGUUUUAGCAAAAAUUAUAACACUAAGGAAAUCAUAUUGAGUGAAGAUAAUAAUUCCUGCAAAACUAGCCAUCAGUGUUGUUUGCUUAAACACUAAAAUUAUUUUCAUGAACAAUACAUCUCUGUAACAUGGCACACUUUAAAUCAUUCUGCAUAUUGACCAAUAGCAUAGUGCAUAUGCACACAAAUAACCAAAGCUCAUGCCUAAUUAAAGUGCAUUUCCCACCAAAGAUUUAGUGAAGGAUGCUUCAGAGAAAUGGGUUAAUGCAUAAUUAAUCAAACUCACUGGAGUAGACUCACUUCUGAAAAUUUACAGUUCUUUUGAUUACAUUGACAAUGUCCAGACAAAUGUUGGGGUAGGAAAAAACAUUAAAUUAAUUGCAAGUAAAUACUCACUUUUCAUUUGUUUCAUAAGUUAAUAGACAUAGUCACAUACUCUAAAUAUUGAGACAUUGACAUGAACUCUAAAUUAAUUUAGAAAAUUAAAUUUAUAUCCAAUUUUUGUCAUAAUUAUUUAUAAAUUUAUGCCAUCCAUAAUUUAUUCAUCACCUAAAUUAAUCUCAUAAGGAAAGAAUAAACUGUUAUCUAUUCCCCUUUCGUAGUCUGCUGUCUGGAAUCAAAACAUUUCUUGUCAUAAAUUUUGGGGAGGCAGUUGCUCAGGUUUUAACUUUCUUAGCCCUUUUAGAGACUUCCUAACAGCUUAGAAAUCAUAGUACAGGGAUUUGUCCGAGGUUUGCACAGCACGGUCUAACGUUGAAGGGAAGUCCAAGAAGGACAACUUUUUUCAGUCCUGCAUAUAAACAGUCUCAAUCAAAACUUUUUAUGCAGUCUUAACAUUGUUUUCUGUUCAGAGUGAGCUGCUUCUCAGCUCUGCAUGUCUUAAGUUUUCAGAUUUCCUCAAAAAACAAGGAAAAAACAAAACUUUGCUUGAAAUGCAUGAUUUUCCAUUUUUAUCCAGACUUAAAAAUGUUAAUGGUUUAUUAAAUCUAUUUUUCUAUUGAUUCAUUCAUCCAUUUUAAAAGUUAUACUUCAUCAUGCUGUAGUGCACGGUACUGUGCAUGUAUUUAAAUAAAGUUGCUAUCAUUUGUUCCUCAGUAUAAGAAUUCAACAGAGUCGUACUUUAAAUAAUAGGCACUGAAAUACAAGUCAGUAUAUAGUUGAUAAGGGUUAUGUCUUUGAAAUAUAAAGUCUGUGUUCUGUAAACAUUAGGAGGUAAAUACCAAUUAAUGUUAUGUUCCGCAUUAGGUAGAAAAAUAUGAAGGUGAUUAUUUGCUAAAAUUAAGAUCUUGUAAUUCACCCUUCUUAGGUCCAGUGGUGUUGACAAUUGCAGUUACUAUAGGAGUAAACUCGUAUUUUUCCUGUGCAUUGCAAACACACACACACACGCACAGUCACACACACAGAGAAGCAUUUGAUGCAGUUAACUAUGAACAUACAUAAGUAUAGAGCAAAAGUUAUUU
Lepidothrix coronata (blue-crowned manakin) is the source of this 3171-nucleotide messenger RNA. RefSeq names its product diacylglycerol kinase beta. Gene Ontology annotation, molecular function: ATP-dependent diacylglycerol kinase activity. NCBI's taxonomy places the organism in Eukaryota, Metazoa, Chordata, Aves, Passeriformes, Pipridae. The transcript has 10 exons. The annotation marks the transcript as partial. Gene Ontology annotation, cellular component: plasma membrane. Gene Ontology annotation, biological process: lipid phosphorylation; diacylglycerol metabolic process; intracellular signal transduction. The record is from RefSeq and is a predicted model, not a curated record.